GCUGUGAAUACUUGGCGGCUUCGAACCCAGUGUACCCUCACCUCCGUUCUCCUGCACAUUUCAGCCUCUCGCCUUCAUUUGCAGGUCAAACCAAUCGAAGGAUCUCUCCGCUGUUUGUUUCCUCCCCUCUUGCCAACUUUGUCUCCUCUCUCAUCCCCCGUCGUUAUCCUUUUCUAAAAAAAAACAAACCAGGAACAAAACGUUGUGUUCAGGAGGCCCCGGGUCAGAGUGAUGGCAAAGUCAGAUCAACAGCUGAACUGAGCCCAGGUUUUAUUAUAGGAACAGCCACUUGCUGCAGUACCCAAUCUGCACUGCUCUUACUCCCGGCGAGCAAUCUGGUUUUAAGCUGCUUUGUGCUUCGUUUUUUCACGCCUAAGAGUGAAAUUAUAAAAGUAAUGAUUCUGGCCACUGCUGGCCGCUAAGCCUGUGUUGCUCCUUUCUCUGUGCUCACUUCUUACUCCCUCCCUCCACCGCCCAAUUCCUUUUUCUUGCUCUGUUCCCCACUCCCUUGCCUUCCUCUCCCCCUUCUCACCCUUUGUGCUCACCACUCAUGUUGACCCUUGGACCCUUAUUCCUUUUUCUCUCGCACCCUUCUCUCCCCAUUCCUUUUUUCUCCUAUCCACCCCCACCCUCCUUUAGCCCAUUAGAUAACGAGCAAGUUAGACAGAGGGAAGCCCAUCGAUGUGAUCUAUUUGGAUUUCCAGAAGGCGGGUGACCAGGUGCCACAGAAGAGGAUACUAAAUAAGAGCCCAUGGUGUUGGGGACAAGUACUGGCAUGGAUAGAGGGUUGGCUGACUGACAGAAUCAUAGAAUCUCUACAAUGUGGAAGCAGGCCAUUUGACCCAUUGAGUCGAUACCAACCCUCCAAAGAGCACCCCAUCCAGAUCCAAUCCCCCAUGCUAUCCCUGUAACCAUGCAUUUCCCAUGGCUAAUCCACCCAGCCUACACGACCCUGGACAUUAUGGGCAAUUUACUAAGGCCAAUCCACCUAACCUGCACAUAGAUUAUAGAUCAUAGAAUCCCUAUACUAUAGAAACAGGCCCUUUGGUCCAACAAGUCCACACCGACCCUCAGAGCACCCACCCAAACCCAUCCCUCUAUAACCUACCUAAUCUACACAUCCCUGAGCACUAUGGGCAAUUUAGCAUGACUAAUCUACCUAGCCUGCACAUCUUUGGACUGCGGGAGGAAACUGGAGCACCUGGAGGAAACCCACGCAGACACGGGGAGAAUGUGCAAACUCCACACAGACAGUUGCCCGAGAGUGGAAUUGAACCCGGGUCUCUGGCACUGUGAGGCAGCACAUCUUUGGACUGCAGGAAGAAACCCACACAGACACGGGAAGAAUGCAUGAACUCCACACAGACAGUCGCUCAAGGGUGGACAGAGUGUGAUACAGGUAGAAAAUGAACAUUGCAGAGCAGAAUGAGGAACCUGGACCCAGAGUGCCAUUCAUAGUUCGAAAUCCUUCAGUCAGUAAGAAUGAAGAGUUAGGAAGAGGAACACAAGUGACAAAAGUUAAUAUUGGCAAGGUCAAAUCAGAAAUUAGCACUGAAGAUGAUGUGGGUAGCUCCAGUCCAGAUCAAGCUGCAGGGCCUAACUGUGUACAGGAUACAGCAAAACGAAAACCGUUACAGAAUGGUUCUGGUAAGAUGACUCCAGAAUGUGAGAAUCCCAUCAUCCAUAAAAGGAGGAGAAUUAUCUGUGAGGACAGGUUUGCAAGUCUAAAUGGCUCAGAGUCUUCAGUACCUUCCCAGAGAAACUUAGAUGAUGCAUGUAAAGUUGAGGAGGCCAAUACGGAUGUGUUGAUGGAAAGUAAAGAUGCUCCUCAGGACGUGCCAUCGUACAGGAAACCACUGUAUAGCAUCUCACACAAAAUCUCUGAUCGACGGAAUAUUCAGGCUGUGGACCAGCAAGCAGCAGGCGAGGCUUCAGAAAGAGGUUACCUCAACACUCUGUUACAACAGCGAAACCUCACUGACACCUGCAAGAAUUACUCUUCCGUCUUGCCAGCCCAUGGGGCUGAUGUUGAUUCAACUCUGUACUCGCUGAUCCAUAAAAUGUUUUUCACUCUCAAUACGUUGAACUCGACUAUGACCCAACUGCACAGCAAAAUCGACUUGCUGUCACUGGAGGUGAACAGAAUUAAAAAGCACGUGAACCCCGGCGAAUCAAUGGUGGAGUUCCUGCCCCCUGCAGAGUACCAGCUCAACAACGCCGAACUCAAGCAGGUCCUGGAAGAGAGCUCCUCUCCGGGAGACUUUGCCUGUCGACUGCUGGUGCAGCUUUUUCCAGAGCUCUUCACCGAAGAUGAGGUCAGCAGGGGUUGCAAUGCAUGUGGCUCCAUGCCUGAGAAGAAGCUGGGCUCACUCCAUCUCCAGCUGAUCAGGAACUACAUUGAGGUCUGCUAUCCUUCAGCCCGAAAUGGUGAUGUCUGGCAGGUUGAAUGCUUGCCACAGAUAAGUGACUUUUUUAACCGGUUUUGGGCGCAGAAAGAAAUGGAGAGCAGUCAACAAAGCGCCAAGGUGAUUGGCUUUUAUGAGUCAGACCACGGUGCAGAGCAGCCACAGCCUAACUGCUACGUCGACAACAGCACGCAAGAUGAGCGAUUGUCCUUUGAUUCCUCCAGCAGUAUAAGCUCGAACUUGGUUUUGGAACCCCAGGAGAUAAGUGAGUAUUUGGACGAAGCUUCGUCUCCUGGAGAAUUUGCCGUUUUGCUGGCACACAGACUGUUUCCAGAGCUCUUUGAUGGAAGGGGUUUGGCCUCACAGUCCAGCUGUUCUGGUUCAUCUGUAAAGCAGAUGCUUGAUCCACAGCGGCUGCAGAUUGUCCGGAGGUAUGUGGAGAUCUACUUCCCCGAGGUGCAAGAGGACAAGGUUUGGCUGCAACAGGUUGUCCACAAGAUGGACGAAGAGCUCGCGAAUUCUGAUGGCAGCGAAUCUGAAAUUUUCAGGAAUGAGAGUCACCGUUCCCCUAACAUCUCCACAGUUGGGAGCAGCGACGGCUGCGACUUCGAUAAAUCUAUUCAGAAGUCCAAAAAGAUCUGGCUAAUGCCCGUCGAUUUCAACAGCAUCGUUGUACCCCUUCCAGACUUUGAGGUCCCUUGCCCAGACUACGUGCUCAGCAAGCAGCAGCUAAAAAACAUAUACGAGAGCAGCUUAUCUAUUGGAAACUUUGCCUCCCGGUUGUUGGUGAGGUUGUUCCCUGAGCUCUUUACACCAGAUAACUUGCGAAAGCAGUAUAAUUGCAGCGGCUCCCUCGGCAAAAAGCAGCUGGACCCAGUCCGUAUAAAACUCAUCAGGCAUUACGUGCAGCUGAUGUAUCCCCGAGCCAAGUGUGAUAAGGUGUGGAAUCAAGAAUUUGUUUCAAAGCUAGACGAGAGGUGCCGCCGCAGGGACACAGAGCAAAGGCGCGUUUAUCAACAACAGAGAAAGAAGACCAUCUUUGGCACUGAGAAGGAAGAACCCACAACAUCGGUGCAGCCAGAGCAAGUCAGGAAAGAAGCGAUACUGCUGGCCCCGGAGAGAACCGACCGGUACCACAGGAACUUCUGUAAAGUAGCACUUGAUGAACUCAGCAUGCCCGCUCUUGAUUUCCCAGUCCCGAGCAAACAUCUGCUUUCUGCUAAAGAAUUGAAGGAAGUCGUGCAGGACAGCCUGUCAAUUGGGAAUUUUGCUGCCCGACUUCUCGUCAGGAUCUUCCCAGAGUUGUUUACUCCUGAAAACCUCAGGCUACAGUACAACCAUUCGGGCGCGUGUAACAAGAAGCAGUUGGAUCCGAUCCGCUUGAAGCUCAUUCGCCAUUACGUGGAAGCAGUUUACCCACGGGCCAGGAAUGAUCAAGUGUGGCACCUCGAGUGCAUACCUAGCAUUGAUGAGAGGUGUAGGAGGCCCGAUAGGAGGAAGUCCAAGGUGAUGGCAAAAUCCAAAGAUAAGAAAAAUGAACUGCUCUCUUAGCUGUCAAUUAAGGUUUAAACAGGUUCACUGCAAAGUCAUGACAAAUAUGUGAAGCUUUCAACUGGUGUAGAUAAGCUAAAAAUAUUUUUUAAAACUUCGAAUGAAUCAAAAGUGCCAGUUCAGAAAAGAAACCCACACUGGGAUUUAUCACCUUCUAUUUAUUUUAUGUUUGAUUCAUCGAUUUUCAAUCCAUAUCCAAGAAUAAAUGAAUUAUUUGAUCUGGCACAGAGUCUUUAUGCUGUUGCUAUGACUGGAGAGGAAACACUGAAAUAAAACAAAGAAGAAAA
Messenger RNA from Rhincodon typus (whale shark), 4243 nucleotides. RefSeq names its product BEN domain containing 3 (gene bend3). Gene Ontology annotation, biological process: rDNA heterochromatin formation. The record is from RefSeq and is a predicted model, not a curated record. Gene Ontology annotation, cellular component: heterochromatin. Gene Ontology annotation, molecular function: DNA binding. The transcript is spliced from 4 exons. The coding region runs from base 1407 to 3956 and encodes 849 amino acids. NCBI's taxonomy places the organism in Eukaryota, Metazoa, Chordata, Chondrichthyes, Orectolobiformes, Rhincodontidae.